AUGUGCCCCCGUCACCACCACCCCAGUCAUCACUGCCUCCCAAGAGGACGACACAUCACGAAAGAAAUGCAGGGGAACUCAAGCCCACACGGACUUCUUCACAACCUACUGGCGCCCUACCCCACCCGGGGUGGAAUGCAGACCCCUGGCUUUGCUGCCCUCGGUGGGAUGCAGACCCCUGGCUUUGCCGCCCAGGGUGGGAUGCAGACCCCUGGCUCUGCCACCUGGGGUGGAAUGCAGACCCCUGGCUUUGCUGCCCUCGGUGGGAUGCAGACCCCUGGCUUUGCCGCCCAGGGUGGGAUGCAGACCCCUGGCUCUGCCACCCGGGGUGGAAUGCAGACCCCUGGCUUUGCUGCCCUCGGUGGGAUGCAGACCCCUGGCUUUGCCGCCCAGGGUGGAAUGCAGACCCCUGGCUUUGCUGCUCUCGGUGGGAUGCAGACCCCUGGCUUUGCCACCCAGGGUGGAAUGCAGACACCUGGCUUUGCUGCCCUCGGUGGGAUGCAGACCCCUGGCUUUGCCGCCCGGGAUGGAAUGCAGACCCCUGGCUCUGCCACCCGGGGUGGAAUGCAGACCCCUGGCUUUGCUGCCCUCGGUGGGAUGCAGACCCCUGGCUUUGCCGCCCAGGGUGGAAUGCAGACCCCUGGCUUUGCUGCUCUCGGUGGGAUGCAGACCCCUGGCUUUGCCACCCAGGGUGGAAUGCAGACCCCUGGCUUUGCUGCCCUCGGUGGGAUGCAGACCCCUGGCUUUGCUGCCCUCGGUGGGAUGCAGACCCCUGGCUCUGCCACCCGGGGUGGAAUGCAGACCCCUGGCUUUGCUGCCCUCGGUGGGAUGCAGACCCCUGGCUUUGCCGCCCGCGGUGGGAUGCAGACCCCUGGCUUUGCCGCCCACGGUGCGAUGCAAAACCCUGGCUUUGCCGCCCGCGGUGGGAUGCAGACCCCUGGCUUUGCCGCCCACGGUGCGAUGCAAAACCCUGGCUUUGCCGCCCGCGGUGGGAUGCAGACCCCUGGCUUUGCCGCGCGGGGUGGGAUGCAGAUCCCUGGCUUUGCCGCCUGGGGUGGGAUGCAGACCCCUGGCUUUGCCGCGCGGGGUGGGAUGCAGACACUUGGCUUACCGCCUGGAGUGAGGCAAUUGUAA
This is a messenger RNA of Scylla paramamosain (green mud crab), 1134 nucleotides long. RefSeq lists its product as uncharacterized. The record is from RefSeq and is a predicted model, not a curated record. Lineage: Eukaryota; Metazoa; Arthropoda; Malacostraca; Decapoda; Portunidae. The coding region runs from base 1 to 1134 and encodes 377 amino acids. The transcript has a single exon.